Messenger RNA from Ciona intestinalis (vase tunicate), 2328 nucleotides. Lineage: Eukaryota; Metazoa; Chordata; Ascidiacea; Phlebobranchia; Cionidae. The record is from RefSeq and is a predicted model, not a curated record.
UUACAAAAGAGUGACAGUCUGUAAAUCACUCUAAAUAAAAAUUCAUAUAAAAAUAAAUAUUUUAAACAAAACAAUUUUAUUUUAAUGUUGUUUAUGUAUUUAAAUAAAUGCACAAUGUAAGAAAAAAUGAAAAAAAAAAUUUUUUAAAUAACAUUUUUACCGUUGCCUGAUACAGAACAGACUGUAUUCACUUAUUCAAUAUGUGUUUUAACAGUUUCGUUUUUUUAAUAUAUGUCGAAUUAUAUGUAAACAUGUUUUAUCAACUGUUUUUUUUUUGUUGCUAUAUCCUUUUUUUUAGUUUAAAAUAUUUAUUUUGCAAACAAUAAUCAGUAACAAGACUAAACAAGUCACUGCUAUUAACAACACAGGUUUACAUUGCAUUAAAUACAAAUCAAUUAUUAACUUAUUGUUUAAGUUGUUGUUUAAACUUGCUAUACAUUAUGUCCCAUUCACAUUCCUGCACUUACAAGCUACAAUGCAAAACCCAGCCUCGCCGAGGUACGUUUCAAUAUCUGAAUACAACCCCAAACAUAACAGUGACAUCCCAUGUAAAGGGGGAGAAGCUUUCUAUUUGUUGGAAAGAACUGACGACUGGUGUUAUGUACAAAGUGAAACCUCCGGCAGUAAAGGCUAUUUACCAAGUCAUCUCAUACAGCUUGAUCUUACAAAUGAACCUUGGUUCCAUGGAAACAUCGGAAGAAUCGAAGCUGAGAAUUUACUUCAAUAUUCUGAGCCAGGAACUUUCUUGAUUCGUGAAAGUGAAACCAUCAAAGGUUCAUACACAUUAACAAUGAUCCAAAUAAAAGAUGGCACAAAACAAAUCAGUCAUUUCCGAAUAAAUUAUGACGAUGGGAAAUAUUUCAUCACGAGUGCGAGGAGGUUUCUGGGGUUGCAUCAACUCAUACAACAUUACAUGCAGAACUCUGAUGGUUUGGCUUGCAACCUUGUUUACCCUCAACCCAAACCAAGCAUAGAAUACAUGGAGCUGGAUGUUUGGGAGAUAGACAGGGGGAGGUUGAAGUUGGAAACCAAACUUGGGUCGGGGGGGUUCGGGGACGUUUGGAAGGGUACAUUGGAUGGCAGCUUCACUGUAGCAAUCAAACAACUACAGAUAGGAACCAUGACAACUGAAGCUUUCCUGGAAGAAGCAAAAGCAAUGAAACAACUCCAGCACGACAAACUUGUUAAACUACACGCUGUGGUACCAACUGAACCAGUUUAUAUUGUAAGCGAGUUUAUGUGCAAUGGAGAUCUGCUGAGUUAUUUAAAGAGGAAAGGUUCGUAUGAUUUACAGCUUGGUGACUUGCUGGAUAUGGCUGCUCAGGUGGCAUCCGGAAUGGCUUUCAUCGAGGCCAACAAUUACAUCCAUAGAGAUUUACGCGCGGCAAACAUCCUCGUCGGCGAAAACAAGGAAUGUAAGAUCGCUGACUUUGGGUUGGCUCGUUUCAUCCCAACAGAUGAAUACGUUGCCCAUGCAGGAGCCAAGUUGCCGAUAAGAUGGACGGCGCCCGAAGCUUUGACGCAUCGGAAGUUCACCAUCAAGUCCGAUGUUUGGAGUUACGGGAUUGUUCUGUUUGAAAUCAUCACACAAGGAGAAUCACCUUAUAGGGGAAUGGAAACACGUAGUUUGAUGAAACUAUUAGAAAGUGGAUAUCGAAUCCCGAAGCCGGUGACAUGUCCCGAUCAUGUCUAUGGGAUUAUGAUGAAAUGUUGGGAGAAGGAACCAAAGCAAAGACCAAACUUCAACUAUUUAAAUGGUUACUUUGAAGGAGUGGUGGCUAGCUUGGAUAUGACGGGGGAAAAUACGUUCUAGAUAUUAUUACAUUGUAAAUCACCUUAUUACUUUAUAACCACUGUUGCGUAUCGUAUGCGUGAAAUUAUACUGAGAUUGAAACAUCUUGUUAAUGUGACAGACUUAUUUUUCCACUCACUGCAAUAUUCCUAUACCACCAUUUAAGUAAAUGAAACAAUAAUGCUGGACUAACACAACACUCAAGCCACCGUGCCACAAAUACUGAAGAUCUUUUACCGACCAAAAGUGAACUUAUAAACAUUUUUGUAAAACUCCGUUUUUAGAAUUAAUUUAAAAUCUUUGUCCCCAAAAGGUUUGAAAAAAAUUCCACCGUUCCACACACAACUACUAAUACAACAACCUUAAUGUUAAACACUAACCAACAUCCCAGGUUUCUCUGGGAUGUUAAUCGUUGGUUCGUGUAAAACUGUGACAGAAUAACUAAAUCGUAUUUACAUACCUGGAACAAGCUUAAGGUGGCUGUACACAGUAUCCAACUUGGGAAGUGGUAUGCAAACCCAUUACCGAGUUCCGCA